Molecule: messenger RNA, 2655 nt
Organism: Quercus robur (English oak)
Lineage: Eukaryota; Viridiplantae; Streptophyta; Magnoliopsida; Fagales; Fagaceae
Exons: 11
Coding region: 22-2580 (852 amino acids)
Molecular function (GO): protein binding
Source: RefSeq, a predicted model, not a curated record
GCUCCUACGACAACAAAAGACAUGAUGGAAACAGAAAUAAAAAUAUCGUCGCUGCCCUCGCCUCUUAAGUGUUUGGAGUCGAUGAAAGAUUUUUUAGAUUGGGUUGAUGAAAAUUGGAAAGAAAUUGAAGCUUGUUCACGUUGGAUCGAUAAACAUUACACACAAUGCGAAGAAUUCAUUAUCCACCCCGAAUUGGAAAGCUUCGAAGGUUAUGAAACAUUGUAUCCGAGUGCCGACAAAGGGGAAUGGGAAAAAGUCCUUGAAAUAUGUCGUAAAGAAAUGUUUUUAUGUACUGCCCCGAUCAUCAGUUCCUUGGACACGGUAUUCCACCUAGCAAUCUCUGAUGACCAAAAAGAAUAUUUUGAAAAACUUCUACAACUAUUACCUCAGGAAAGUUUACGCAUAGCAAGUGCUUUAAGAAGGAAAAACAAGAAAGGAAAUAAUCUUCUCCACAUUGCAGCAUCAGUGGGGAGUGUGAUGAUGUGUAGCCUCAUCAUUAGCAUCUCAAAAUCAAUGAUAAAUACUUAUAACAAUGAAGGUGAGUCCCCUCUCUUCGUAGCAGCACUUAAUGGUCAACAAGACGCUUUCCUUUACCUCCAUUCUGAAUGCGGCCCUAAUGAAGACUACUGUAUAAGAAAUAACGGUGACACCAUUCUACACUGUGCUAUCGCUGAAGAACACUUUGAAUUGUCGUAUAAAAUACUUGGCUUGUAUGGAGGUCUGGUAGAUUUUACCAAUAAGAAACGCAUAACCCCUCUCCAUCUCUUAGCAAAUAAGCCUUCCGCCUUCAAAAGUGGCAGCAAUCUUCGAUGGUUUGAAAAUAUCAUCUAUCACUCAAUUGUCGGAGGAAUAGAAGAACAGGAGCUAAUUAACGAAGCAGAAAAGAAGCAUUUAAGAUCACAAGAUAUCCCUGGAGACAGACACCAAAGAUCCAACGGAGCUCUAUGGGAUAAGUUACAACAUCCACCUAAUUACAGAACUUGCUUUGAGUUUGUAAAACUUGUAUUCACGGCAGUGCCAUCAAUUUUUAGAAAAACCACAAGGAAGGAAGCUGAUAUAGAGAACUCUGUAAGACCAGACCACGUUAACCACGGAGGAGACCCAUCACCCUAUCGAGUUGAAAGGCAUCAAUUACAACUUCCACCUCAUUACAAAACCUGCUUUGAGUUUGUAAAAGUUGUCUGCAAGGCUGUGCUCAUAAUACUUGGAGCUCCGGAGAUGGUAACGAAGGUGAGGAGGACGAAGUUGAGGAACGAAUGGUCUAUUCUGAUCAUGAACAAAGUGCUGAAGAACACUUCAAUGUAUCGAUUUUCAAAAGACAUACAUUCGCUUUCUUCCUACGAUCCAGUGAUACAUGAGCAUGCAAAAUCUGAAAAAGUUGAUGAGAAGAGCCCUUAUGGUGUCAUAAAAACUGAAGACGAUUUAACUGAGAAGUAUCUGCGUACUUUAUCCAGCUUAAAUAAAGACCACGGAAAAGAUAUUGAAGAGCCGAUUAAAAGCUUAAUACCUGUGAUGCCUGAGCAAGAGGAAAAAAAGAAAAAGGAAGACAGUGAUCAGUCAAAGGCAACAAAUGUACAAGAUUCUACCAAAAAAAAGAAGAAAAGAAGCAGACAAAAAGACAUUGAUCUGUCAGAGUUAACACCCAUACUAGUAGCAGCAAAGAAUGGAAUUACCGAAAUGGUUAAGGAAACCCUCAAGAGAUAUCCCAUGGCCAUGUAUGAUGUGGAUAAAAACCAAAAGAACAUAGUAUUAUUGACAGCGGAGCAUAAGCAACCUUGUGUAUAUGAGCUCCUACUCUCACUCAAGGAAGAGAAAAUUAUUAAAGAAAGUAUUUUUGGUGAAGUGGAUAAUGAGGGGAAUAGUGCAUUACAUCUUGCAGCGAAGAGUACAGAUUUUAGUUGGCCAGUUCCGGGAGCCUUAUCCCAAAUGCAAUGGGAAAUCAAAUGGUAUGAGUACAUUAAGAAAUCUUUAUUGCCAAGAAGCUUCCAUUUUCUCAGCAACAAUAAUAGCCAAACCCCAGAGGAGGUCUUCACCAAGAACCACCAGAAACUUGUUGAACAAGGAGGGAAUUGGCUAAACAACACAUCGAAUGCAUGCUCAGUGGUAGCAGGCCUCUUUGUCACAAGUACCUUUUCCACCGCAACCAACGUGCCUGAGGGUUUUGAAACCACAGUCAAUAAGGCAUCCAAAAUUUACGCAUGCUCAUCCUUUGUGUCCUUCUACUCUUCACUCAUAGCAGUUGUCAUGUUCCUUGCAAUUCCCACAUCUGGGUGUAGAGAAAGAAAUUUCCGCCACGCCUUACCACUAAAGCUUUUGCUGGGUUUAACAACAUUCUACAUUUCCAUAGCUUCUACCUUGGUGUCCUUCACAACCGGACAUUUCUUCAUCUUUAGGAAUCAACUAAAAUUUGUCUCUUCCACCUCGUAUAUAGUGACCAACGUGUUGGUAACGGUGUCUUCUAUGGCAGUGUUUCCACUCUACUUUCAUUUGGUGUGGGCUACCUUCAAGAAGGUGCCACAACGUACAUACAGGGUUAAUAUUCCUAUCUUCAAGAAUCUGAUGGCUCAGGUUAUUGAUUGAUACACUUUCUCCAAUAAUAUUGAUACUAUACUUGUACUGUGUGCUCUAUUUCAAUAAAGCAAAACAAAUUUUAUU